AUGGGCCGUGAAGCAGAAGAUGUCCUGGCGUCGCUCAAACUUUCUGACGCUGAGAAACUCAACUACGACGCGGUAACACGAGCGUUCGCAAAACAUUUCGUGCCGCAGACGAACGCGAUAUACGAGCGGGCGAAGUUCAACAGCCGGAAGCAAGAAGCGCAUGAGUCAGUCGACGCGUUCGUAACCGAACUCUACCGACUGGCCGAAACCUGCGAGUACGGAGAUCUCAUAGAAGAAUCGAUCCGCGACAGGCUCGUGGCCGGCCUUGCAGACACGCAGCCAAGCGAGAAGCUGCAACUUGACGCCGAGCUGACUCUUGAAGCCGCCGUCACCGCUGUACGCAACUCUGAAACGAUCAAGCUGCAGCAAAAAGAUCUACGGCCGCAGCAACAGGUGCCUGCUGCUGUUGACACCAUGCGUGGAUGUUCGAAGAGCAAAAGAAAGCCAAAUCAGCGCUCUCAAAAAACACAGCGCGACCAAACUGUGCCGACGUGCAAGUGGUGUGGCUCAACAACGCACCCACCAUCACGCACUAUGUGCCCGGCAAACGGGAAAAUAUGCAGUGCCUGCGGCAAAAAGGGACACUUUGCCGCCGUGUGCUUAUCUGCCUCUGAAAGGAAGAAAAAGAGCACCCCCAAGCUGUUUUGGAAGAGGUUUACUUGGGUCAAUUGA
This is a messenger RNA of Rhipicephalus microplus (southern cattle tick), 672 nucleotides long. RefSeq lists its product as uncharacterized. NCBI's taxonomy places the organism in Eukaryota, Metazoa, Arthropoda, Arachnida, Ixodida, Ixodidae. The record is from RefSeq and is a predicted model, not a curated record.